AUGGUGUCCUUGGGGUCUGUGAUCUCGGUUGCAUCUAUUCGUGCUGACAGUUCAGGUUCAGUGACCUGUUGUGGCAGCAUGGAGCCAGCAUUCCACCGUGGGGACCUGCUGUUCUUGACUAACCGUGUAGAUGAUCCCAUCAGGGUUGGAGAGAUUGUGGUCUUCAGGAUAGAAGGGAGAGAGAUCCCCAUUGUUCAUCGUGUCCUGAAGAUACAUGAGAAGGAAAAUGGAGAUAUCAAGUUUUUGACCAAAGGAGAUAACAAUGCAGUUGAUGACAGAGGGCUGUAUAAGCAAGGGCAGAACUGGCUUGAGAAAAAGGAUGUUGUAGGACGUGCCAGGGGAUUUGUUCCAUACAUUGGGAUUGUUACGAUCCUCAUGAAUGAUUAUCCUAAAUUUAAGUAUGCAGUUCUGUUCCUCUUAGGGCUGUUUGUUCUUGUGCACAGAGAAUAAUAGAGACAGCAAGAUAUUCGGUAGUGUGACAGCACAUAUUCAGCCAGUGCUUAAACCUCAAAGGACAAGAACUGUGGAAGGAAAUGUCUCAUCUAGCAGUGUAAAGUUUUACAUUUGAAAGACAGUAUUUUUUUUUUAUACAUAUGUGUAACUGCUCUUUGUUAAUUCAGGAAUAAAGUGGAAUAUUUAAAUUAGACCACCUGCUGUUGCUUCUCGACUUCCAUGGAAGCAGAUGGAUACAGUUCAUAUCUCCUGCACUGUUUAUGAUUUUUGUUUGUACUAUUGGUGGAUAUUUUUUUUUUAUAUAUGUAUAUUAAAAAUAAAAGCCAAAGUUCUGUGUUUGUAUUCUGAA
This is a messenger RNA of Bombina bombina (fire-bellied toad), 802 nucleotides long. Its product is annotated as signal peptidase complex catalytic subunit SEC11A. The transcript has 5 exons. The coding region runs from base 1 to 450 and encodes 149 amino acids. NCBI's taxonomy places the organism in Eukaryota, Metazoa, Chordata, Amphibia, Anura, Bombinatoridae. Gene Ontology annotation, molecular function: serine-type endopeptidase activity. Gene Ontology annotation, cellular component: signal peptidase complex; membrane. The record is from RefSeq and is a predicted model, not a curated record.